Molecule: messenger RNA, 783 nt
Organism: Colletotrichum higginsianum IMI 349063
Lineage: Eukaryota; Fungi; Ascomycota; Sordariomycetes; Glomerellales; Glomerellaceae
Exons: 1
Coding region: 1-783 (260 amino acids)
Source: RefSeq, a predicted model, not a curated record
AUGGCGCAUCAAGAGCCACGGGCCCUCACCGAGGCCGAGCUCCGCCGGUACAAAGACUGUGCCGACGAGAACGCCAAGCUCGCAGAGUGCUGGGCAAGUCAUCAGGUCGUCAUCAUAGCCUGCGAGCCAUCCGACUCCUACAAGUACGCAGGAGAGAGAAACUCCCGAGCCGUCGCAAUACACGUCAUGUCGCCGGCCGAGAAACCCGUGUGGGGCCAAUCCCGAAGGCCCCGACAGCGGCAGCAACAGCCGUCCCGGCAACUGUACCAGACGACAAUUCGCUUCCUGGAACGGUCCAAAGAGAACAAGAGCUCCCAGCCGAGGCCGUGGCACACGAAGAUGGGAUCGCACGAAGUAUUCGAGAUGUACUCAUUCGACGCGCGGGAAAAGGCCCGGGAGACGUUUGACGAGCUGGGCGCGGCGUACGUGACGGUAUGCAUCGUGAGCUACGACGUGCGCGAGACGACGCGCGCGAUGGACGGGUUCGGCGUGAGGAUGCCGGCGGGCGCAGUGCUAGUAGACCUAGUCAAGGUUCUGGAACACCAGACGCGGGACGAGGGUAUCCCGGAGGAGCUGAGCGAGUACACGAACGAGAAUAUCGCGGUGAGGAACGGGCGGUAUGAUCGCCGGCCCGGGACGCCGACAGGCCCGCUCGGGAUGCCGAGUGUGCGACUCCUGGAGGUGCUCGGCCCGGCUGCCGCGGGACACCGCGCGGACUUUAAGAGAACCAAGAAAGGGAGCGCUGCGUUGAAAAGAAUUGCGAGCAGGAUCCGGAACGGUUAA